Molecule: messenger RNA, 1694 nt
Organism: Tyto alba (common barn owl)
Lineage: Eukaryota; Metazoa; Chordata; Aves; Strigiformes; Tytonidae
Gene: LRRC71
Product: leucine rich repeat containing 71
Molecular function (GO): protein binding
Source: RefSeq, a predicted model, not a curated record
UUCCUCACGGGCCCCGCCUCUUCUUCCACACCCCGCCCGUUCCGGGAUAACCCCGCCCACUGCGCCCCCCGGCCCCGCCCAGGCCCCGCCCCGCGCCGGCGCCACAGCAACCCCAGGCCCCGCCCCCCCGCGGCGGUGCCGGUUGGGGUCGGGCCGAGCCCGAGGGACCGAGGCUGUGGGUCAUGAGGCGGCGGGGGGAGCGGGCGCCCAGGGAGAAGGUGGCGGUGGCGGCUGCGGAGGAGGAGAUGAAGAGCGCGGGGAGGAAGGCCGAGCAGGGCGCAGAGGAGUACCAGUGCACCGGCCUCUUGGAGCAGGAUUUUCCCGAGCUCUGCGCCCGGGCUGGCAUCGCCGCCGUCCCCAAAGUCACCCCGCGGCCAUCCCCGAGCUUCCCCGAGGACGAGGAGCCCCCCGAGCCCACGCUGGCGGAGGUCCUGGCUGGCAUCGAGCGCAAGUACAGCUACUUCCAGCCCUGCGUCCAGGCGGAGCGGGAGCACGAGGAUCCCCGCAGCGUCGCAGCCGUCUUCCUGCGAGGCUGGAAGAUCGAGGAGGACAUGCUGGGGGUCCUGAGCCAGUGCCUGCCCGCCCUGGCCGGCCUGCAGGCAUUGCACCUCUGGAAAGUCGGGCUGACGGAGCGGCUGCUCCCGGCGCUGGUGGCACUGCUGGCACGUUGUCCCCGCCUGCGGACGCUCAGCUUAGAGGGGAACCCUUUGCCCGAACCCGCCUUCCACACGCUGAUGGGGAGCGACAGCACGCUGGCCCACCUCUCGCUGCGCAACAACAGCAUCGGGGACGCGGCCGCCCGGCUCAUCGGGCAGAGCCUUUCCACCCCGAGCUCCUCCAACCGCAGCCUCGUCUCGCUCGUCCUCAGUUUCAACCGCAUCUCGGACCUGGGAGCCGGCUACAUCGCCGAGGGCUUGCGCUUGAACCGCUCCCUGCUCUCCCUGUCCCUGGCGAGCAACGACAUCGGGGACGCGGGGGCCAUCAAGCUCGCUGAGGUGCUGGGCCCCUUCGCGCUGACGCACGCCGAAGUGGUGGAGCGGAGGCGGCUGCUCUUGGCGGAGGCGCUGGGACGGUCCCGCACGACCUCAAAAGAAACCGAGAGCCAGAGCGAGCAAUUUUCCAGCCGCCGCAGCAGCAUGACCAACGACAAGCUGCCCCCGGCCAAGUCUGGCAAACCCCCCUCCAAAAAGAAGGAGCCGGCGCGGAAGGAGGAGGCCAGGCAGCCCAAGAAGGCGCCGGAGCCGAGAGGCGCCCGUGGCAGAGAAGCGAAACUGAGCAGCCAGGAGAAGCUGAGCCCGGAGGCGCCGGAUCCGGCCGCGCCGCCGCGGCCGCUGCUGGAUGAAGCCAGGCAGAGCCAGGGCAGCGUCGUCCUGCCGGGAAACCGGGCGCUCCUCAACCUCAACCUGACCUACAACCACAUCACCGAGCGGGGCCUGGGCGCGUUCCUGGCAGCGCUGGAGAGGCAGCAGCAGGAGAAGCAGCCGAAAGUGCCGGGGAAAGAGGGGCUGCUGUGCCUGUCGCUGGAGAAAAACCGCAUCCCUCCCCCCAGCCCGGCUUUCGCGCGGCUCCAGGAGCUGCUGCCGCCGCUCGACCCCCUCCUCAAAAGCCAAGAGGAGGAGCGGGAGUCGGGGGCGUAAAAAAAAGUUUUACCACGGGAAGGAAAACAAACCAGAUUAUACAGCAUCGAACAGCAA